GUCGUUUUUUUUUAACUCGUGUAAAAUGUGCUCAUUUUUUACCCGGUCCAUCGGCCGCUAAUACUGGUGGCCAUAAUAUCUUACAUUUGAAGCAUAUUUCCUGGCUGGUCAAAGAACAUGAAUCUGUCGUUUUCAGGCUGUGGUUUUCUUGGUAUAUAUCAUUUGGGGGUGGGGAGUUGUAUAAAAACACACGCUUCUGAAUUGAUGGUUGGUGCUCGUAUCGCCGGGGCUUCUGCCGGGGCCAUAUUUGGUUGUCUUCUUGUAUGCGACGUUGGAUUAGGUGAAUGUACAGAAGAUGUACUUGAAAUUGUUAUGAGAGCACGUUCACAUACACUAGGACCCCUGCAUCCAAGUUUUAAUGUUACUAAGAUUGUACAAGAUGGUCUACGAAAAGUACUACCUCCAGAUGCUCAUAAAUGUGCCAGCGGCCGUUUAUUUGUAUCGCUGACAAGACUUUCAGAUGGUGCCAAUGUUAUGAUUUCACAGUUUGAUAGCAGGGAGGACCUUAUACAGGCAUUAUUAUGCAGUGCAUUCAUACCGUUCUACUCAGGGUUAAUACCACCAUCUUAUAAAGGAGUUGUAAGAGAGAGUGAUAUAUGCCCACCAUCAGAUGACACUAGUAACUAUCUACAUAUGAAAUUAUCUGGUACAAGUAUACAGUUAACCCCUUCCAAUUUAUAUAGACUGUCAAGGGCUUUGUUUCCUCCGGAACCAGAAAUUAUGACUAAAAUGUGUCGGCAGGGAUUUGAAGAUGCUUUAACAUUUUUAAAACAGAGUUUAGUUAGCUGUACCCGUCAUCUUAGUCUUCGUUCCAUCAGUGAAGUGAAUAUGAGUUCAAUGAUGUUAUGUGAAGACGGCACUGACUCUGUAAUAUUGGAAGAUGACGAAGAAGACUAUUUAAUAGAAGAAAUGGAACAUUGUAGUGAUUGUAAUGACAAAAAACAAGAAUUUGCCUUGAUUGAUAAUUUACCACAACCAGUCUUAGCAGCUUUACAUCACGCUAGUGAAUCUGUGAAUAGUAGUUACAUAAAAUCAUUAGUCUCCAUAGCAACGCUGCCAUGUUUGCUGCCAAUACAAAGUGCUUAUAGUAUAGUGACCAGGUUUAUUGAUUGGAUACCUCAUUUACCAACCGACCUCCAAGCUUUCCUUUAUUUCAUGUGGCAGAUUGCCAAAUAUGUUGUACAACACAUAGAAGAUGGUCGUCAUAGUUACAGUGCAAGAUUCAGUUGUCAGCUUGCUAUCACUGAAAGUCAAAGGAACUUGAAUAACAACAGUGAUUCACAAAGUGAUAUGAAGAAUGUUAAUUUUCAAAUCGAAGUGGGACUUAAAAAAACACAUCGUGUCAAGUGGCAGAUAGGGGACGAGGAAAUCCAUCUUCCCUUGGAUACUGAUGACGGUAUUGGCAGUGGUGGAGAAAGUUGUGAAGAAAGUUUUGAUGAUUUACCACCACUCUUGGACGAAACGGACAUAGUACUUUUAGACAAAUAUGACAGCGUCGCACAAGGACAGAAAAUAAGUUCCGCACCAACCCCACUUACAACAAAUUUAUCUCGCUCAUGA
Messenger RNA from Saccoglossus kowalevskii, 1560 nucleotides. Its product is annotated as 1-acylglycerol-3-phosphate O-acyltransferase Pnpla3-like. Lineage: Eukaryota; Metazoa; Hemichordata; Enteropneusta; Harrimaniidae. The record is from RefSeq and is a predicted model, not a curated record. Gene Ontology annotation, biological process: triglyceride catabolic process; lipid homeostasis. Gene Ontology annotation, molecular function: triacylglycerol lipase activity. Gene Ontology annotation, cellular component: lipid droplet; cytoplasm; membrane.